Molecule: messenger RNA, 1035 nt
Organism: Entamoeba dispar SAW760
Lineage: Eukaryota; Evosea; Mastigamoebida; Endamoebidae
Exons: 2
Coding region: 1-1035 (344 amino acids)
Source: RefSeq, a predicted model, not a curated record
AUGCAAAGAGUUCCUUUCUCAUCCAGUAUCAAUGAAAGUAUAAAUUCUUUCAAUGGUGGCAUACCAAAUGGAUAUGGAAAUCAACCAUUCUAUGAAGAUACCCAACAAAACUAUGAAAAUCAACAGUACAGAAACAAUACAAAUCCAAUGAAUAAUUUAUAUAGUCAAACUCAGUACCAAAAUAUGGAAAACAAUUCUUUCAGCGGAGAUAACCAAGAAACAAAACAAACACCAUUCUUCAAUCAAGAAAAUGAUUUUGAAGAAGAAAUAACACCAAGCAUCAUUAAAAAUGAUAUCUGUGAAAUCCAAAAAUUGUUGGGAUAUUUUGCAAACAAUUUCGUUACCCGAAGUGAGAUUGUUACCUGUUCUAUAUUGGAACGUGUAUUGGCAAGUCUUUUACACAUAACCUCUUAUGUGAAAAAGAUAGAGUCUAAAGGAUUAGUUAAUUCAAACCCAGACAUUAACCAAACAAAAGGUAGACUUCAAACAACUGACAGUACAAAACCACACAAGGAUCAAAAAGUUCAUACCAAAGAAGAUGUGGUAAAUCCAAGUUCUCCUUAUAGCACAGAACAGUACAGUGAUAGUGGUAGUGUUGGUAGUAGUGGUGGUGUUGGUAGUAGUGGUGGUGUUGGUAGUGGUUAUGAUAGUGAUAUUGGUAGUAAUCAAAGUAGUAUUAACCAGAAAGGCAUGUCUGAAGAAGAUGGUGAAGGAAAAAUUGAUGAGCAAGAUAGCAGUAUUGAAGAAAAAUGGAUUAAAGAAAAUGACCAGAUUGCUCCAGUGAUAUCAGAUGAACUAUUGAAAGUUUCUCCAAAUAGUCCAUUAAAAAGUUCUUUUAGAGAAAUAGCACCUACUUAUAUGAAAAAAGUAAACGAAAUGAUUGAAAAUAAACGGCCACAAGAGUUAUUCUAUUAUAACUCAAAAAACACUUCAAGAAAUGAAACAAAAGAUGUUAGAAAUAAAAUAAUUGAAGCAAUGCAAAAUAAAAAUAUAUCUCUAUUUAUUCUUACAGAACAAUGGAUGGAAUUCAGAUGA